Molecule: messenger RNA, 789 nt
Organism: Jatropha curcas
Lineage: Eukaryota; Viridiplantae; Streptophyta; Magnoliopsida; Malpighiales; Euphorbiaceae
Product: ethylene-responsive transcription factor 2
Biological process (GO): regulation of DNA-templated transcription; ethylene-activated signaling pathway
Molecular function (GO): DNA-binding transcription factor activity; DNA binding
Source: RefSeq, a predicted model, not a curated record
AAUUAGUUAAUACAUAAAAAGGAAAAAUGCAGGUACAGAGCAGCUCGGGUUCCAUGCUCACUUCUCUUCUGGAGUCGAUUCGAAAUCAUCUCCUCGCCGAUGAUUUUGAAGAUCCUUGUACUGCUACCGCUUCACUUCUUUCUUAUACAAGUGAAUGGUUUUCUUCGCUUCAGCUUAACUCCGUUAAUGAGUUAUCCAUGGUGGUUGAACAAGAAUCUCCGAGUAUAGAUGUAGGUAGUAAAGCGGCAGUGCCAGUGCCAGUGGCUCGUCCGAAUCACACGCCUCCACUCAGGAGGAGGAAUUAUAUUGGUGUAAGGAGAAGGCCAUGGGGAACUUACGCAGCGGAGAUUAGAGAUCCCAAGAAGAAUGGUGCCAGAGUAUGGCUAGGGACUUAUGAGACUCCUGAGGAUGCGGCUGUGGCUUAUGACCGCGCCGCUUUUGAGAUGCGCGGCUCAAAAGCUAAGCUGAAUUUUCCUCACUUGAUCGGGUCAGACAAUGUGGAGCCGGCCAGAUUGAGCCACAAGCGCCGUGUCCCUGAGUCAUCAUCUUUAGCGGUGAAGAGCAGUGGCUCUCCAAAGCGGAGAAAGGGUAAUAAAAAUCCAGUAGAGGAGCUCCAAUACGGUGUCGAACCACUGUUUCUUGGCGAUCAAUCCAUGGUCAAUUCAAUUGUAUGUGAUGCCAGCAUCAGCAAUACGUUUACCCUAGUUUGUAAUUAAUUACUGGUCAAACAUGUGCUUUUUACUUGUAGUACCAAACAAUUUUAUUUUACUUCAAACAUUUUUUACGUGG